AGAUAUUAAUAUGAUAUAAAAAAAAUGUCUCGUUUGAUGAAAACAAUUCAUUUUUUAUCAAAAAACAGUGUUUUAUUUAAAAAUGACUUAAGGGUUUUGCAAGGUUUAAGUUUAGUGUGCGGAAGAAAUUAUGCUUUGAAGUAUGUUGAUCCAACAAGAUAUAACAUUGAUCAUGUAAAAGUUAUCAAAGAUGAAGAUCCGCUAGCGGUAAAUAUAAUUGAGAAACAUGGUAAAGCAUGGCACAUAUGUGAGGAAGGUCGAAACGCAUCUAUAGCACACACUGUCAGUGGGGAUUUUGACUUAAAUAACGGCUUAUUAAGAGAGAUGUCUUUAUAUUUUGCUGAUAUAAUAAAUCAAGAGGAACUAGAGAGCAGAAAAUCUCCUCUGGGAAGUAUAGUACCAAUUAAAAAUGGCGACCAUUUCUUGUAUUUUUUGGUAAUAAGAGAAAAUUGGUGGGAUCGUGGCGCAUAUAGACCAAUGCGUGAAUCUUUAGAAGCUCUUCGUGUACAUGCACUUAAUAAUAAUGUUAAAACUAUUGCUAUUGGUAGACUGGGAAGCCAGAAUGAUGGGCUUGAUUUUGGAGUGAUUAUUAAAGACAUAAAAAAAAUAUUUUAUGAUAGUGGAAUUACAUUAAUUAUAUAUCCGAGAAGAACAUAAAACAUUUUA
Hydra vulgaris (swiftwater hydra) is the source of this 666-nucleotide messenger RNA. Its product is annotated as ADP-ribose glycohydrolase OARD1. Gene Ontology annotation, biological process: peptidyl-glutamate ADP-deribosylation. The record is from RefSeq and is a predicted model, not a curated record. Lineage: Eukaryota; Metazoa; Cnidaria; Hydrozoa; Anthoathecata; Hydridae.